Lolium rigidum is the source of this 1512-nucleotide messenger RNA. RefSeq names its product cytochrome P450 71A1-like. The record is from RefSeq and is a predicted model, not a curated record. The transcript has 2 exons. Gene Ontology annotation, molecular function: heme binding; iron ion binding; monooxygenase activity. The coding region runs from base 1 to 1512 and encodes 503 amino acids. Lineage: Eukaryota; Viridiplantae; Streptophyta; Magnoliopsida; Poales; Poaceae.
AUGGAUUCUCUUCAGCUCGAUUCUACCAUAGUCCUCCUCUCUCUCGUCCUCGUGGUAUCCUGCCUCGUCAUCGUUAGAAGCUUCUCGUCAGGCCGCAAGGGCCGACUCCCGCCGUCGCCUCGGGGCCUGCCCAUCAUCGGCAACCUACACCAGCUCGGCCAGGGCUACCUCCACCGCAGGCUGCAGGCUCUCGCGCAGCGCCACGGCCCGGUGUUCCUCCUCCGCCUCGGCUCCAUGCCGACAAUCGUGGUAUCAUCGGCGUCUGUGGCAGAGACCGUGCUCAGGACCCAGGACAAGGUCUUCUGCAGCCGGACACCGAAAUACACGGUCCGCGGCACGCUCUAUGGCUGUCGGGACAUCGCCUUCAGCCCCUACGGCGAGCAGUGGCGCCAGUCACGGCGCAUCGCCGUCGUGCACAUGUUCAGCGUGAAGCGAGUCGACUCCUUUCGGGCACUACGGGUGCAGGAGGUCGCAUGCUUCGUGCAACAGAUCCGUGAAGCUGGGAAAGACAGAGGAGUCGUCAAUCUGACCGAGCUCAUCGCCGGCCUAACCAACACCGUAAUCUUGAAAACAGCUUUCGGGAACAAACUCCGUGGUGUGGAUCCGGAAAUUUUCAGCGACGUGAUGAAGGAGCUCUCACAAGUGAUCCAUAUAACGGCGGCGAGUGACCUGUUCCCGCGCCUAUGGUGGUUGGACUGGGCGACGGGGCUCGACGCAAAGGUGAAGAAGAUGGCGGCUAAGCUCGACGGCAUUCUCGAAGGUGUGCUUAGAGAGCAUGAGAGGAGCCGAGGAGAUGGCGAGGGUGAGAUUCAUGACCUCGUGGACGACUUGCUCUCGAUCGUCAAAGAUGGCGAUCUGGACCGGAUUGAGGCCAAGGCACUCAUUUUGGACAUGUUCAUAGCAGGUCCCGGUACGAUAUACAAGGCAAUAGAAUGGACGAUGGCCCAGCUUAUGAAGAAUCCAAGAGAAAUGGCAAAGGUGCAAUCAGAGGUGAGACAGGUUGCUGCCGGUACACAUGGAGGAGUCCUUGAGGAGGAGCUGGAGAAGAUGAGCUUCCUACACGCGGCCAUUACAGAAUCACUGCGACUACUGCCGGUCCUCAUUAAACACGAAACAAUCCAGAACACUCGGCUACAUGGCUAUGAUAUUCCGGCAAAGACCUGGGUCAUAAUCAAUGCGUGGGCAAUUGGGAGGGAUAGUGAGUCGUGGGAGAACGCCGAGGAGUUCCGUCCAGAGAGGUUCCUAGGCAAGGCUUUUGACUACAGCGGAAAGGACACCAGGUUUCUACCGUUCAGCGCAGGGAGGAGAGGAUGCCCUGGCAUUACCUUUGCGAUGCGCCUUAUGGAGCUCACACUAGCUAACAUGAUGUACCAUUUCGAUUGGGAGCUGCCGGACGGCCAGGAUCCUGAGUCGUUUGAGGUCAUUGAGUCUAGUGAGAUUUCACAUGGCCUUAAGUCCGCUUUGAUUCUAGGCGUAACACCUUGUAAGAAGGCAUGGACUGAUAUGGAGUAG